UCUUCAAGCUCUCUUCCAUGGCAGCUGUCUCUGUGUCUGAGCAGGAGGCGCUCUGAAUCUCUGCAACUCUGCUACAACACGCCCAUUUCACACACCCACCGGAGAACCUCCGACCAUGCUUCUCCUUAUCUUCCUCUCCGCCUUCCUCUCAAACCCUUCUCUCCUCUCCCUCUCCCUCUCCCAAGAAGGCCUCUAUCUCCACACCGUCAAGCUCUCCCUCGACGACCCUGAUUCCGCCCUCCGCUCAUGGAACGACCGCGACGACACUCCCUGCUCCUGGUUCGGCGUUUCUUGCGACCCCAUAACCAACUCCGUCCACUCCCUCGACCUCUCCAACACCAACAUCGCCGGCCCAUUUCCUUCGCUUCUUUGCCGUCUCCAGAAUCUCUCUUCCAUUUCUCUCUACAAUAAUUCCAUCAAUAUGACACUUCCCUCUACUAUUUCCGAGUGUUCUAGUCUCCAGCAUCUCGACCUCUCUCAGAAUCUCCUCACCGGCGAGCUACCCACUUCCAUUUCUGAUCUCCCCAACCUCCGGUAUUUGGAUUUAACUGGGAAUAACUUCUCCGGUGACAUUCCGGCGAGUUUUGCUCUGUUUCGAAAGUUGGAGGUUCUGUCUCUGGUUUAUAAUCUUCUCGAUGGGCCGAUGCCGGCGUUUCUCGGUAACAUUACAACGUUGAAGAUGUUGAAUCUGUCGUACAACCCAUUUGCGCCGAGCAGGAUCCCGCCGGAGUUUGGGAAUUUGACGAAUCUUGAAGUGCUUUGGCUGACUCAAUGUCAUUUAAUUGGGGAAAUUCCGUCGUCUCUUGGUCGGUUGAAACGGCUGACCGAUUUGGACUUGGCGAUGAAUAAUCUUUAUGGUCCGAUUCCAAAAUCGUUGACGGAGUUGAGUAGUGUGGUUCAGAUUGAGCUGUAUAACAACUCGUUAACAGGGGAAUUGCCUUCUGGGUUUUCGAAUCUGACCUCAUUACGGCUGUUUGAUGCAUCGAUGAACGGUUUAAAUGGAGUGAUUCCGGAUGAGUUGUGUCGGUUGCCGCUUGAGAGUCUCAAUCUCUAUGAGAAUAAGUUCGAGGGUACGUUACCGGAAAGCAUUGCGAACUCGCCGGGCUUGUAUGAACUCAGACUGUUCAGUAACCGGCUCACCGGCGAGUUACCGCGAAAUCUUGGGAAGAACUCGCCGUUGAGAUGGAUUGAUGUUUCCGACAACCAGUUUUCCGGGGAACUCCCAGGGGAUUUGUGUGAGAAAGGCGAGUUAGAGGAGCUUCUAAUGAUCAACAACAACUUUUCCGGGGAGCUUCCGGCGAGUUUAGGUGGAUGCGAGAGUUUAACAAGGAUCCGAUUGGGUUACAAUCGGUUUUCCGGCGAGGUUCCGCCGCGAUUUUGGGGGCUCCCACAUGUUUAUCUAUUCGAACUAGUGAGCAACUCGUUUUCCGGGGGAAUUUCCGACGACAUUGCCACUGCGAAGAACCUUUCGAUUUUCAUUAUCUCGAAGAACAACUUCACCGGCAAGAUUCCGGCGGAGAUUGGGGAGCUGGAGAAUCUUGUGAAAUUGUUAGCGACUGAUAACAAACUCAAUGGAUCUUUACCAGAAAAUCUUGCGAAUCUCAGGAAGCUUUCGAGUUUGGAUCUUCAAAAUAAUGAUCUCUCUGGAGAACUUCCCAAUGGAAUCAAAUCCUGGAGGAAUCUCAACGAACUCAAUUUAGCAAACAAUGAAUUUUCCGGCGAAAUCCCUGAAGAAAUCGGGGCUUUGCCGGUUCUUAAUUACCUCGAUCUAUCUGGGAAUCAAUUUUCCGGCAACAUCCCAAAUGGGUUACAGAAUUUGAAUCUAAAUCUUCUGAAUCUUUCAAACAAUCGGUUGUCCGGUGAGCUUCCGCCGUUCUUAGCCAAAGGAAACUACGGAAACAGCUUUCUGGGGAACCCAGAUCUGUGUGGACAUUUGGAAAGAUUAUGCAAUAACAAAGAUGAAUCGAAGAGCGAAGGCUAUCUCUGGUUGCUGCGUUCGAUCUUCUUCCUCGCGAGUAUCGUGUUCGUCGUCGGUGUCGUCUGGUUUUACCUCAGAUACCGAAAGUUCAAGCUGGCUAAGAGAGAAAUGGAGAAGGGGAAAUGGACAUUGAUGUCGUUUCACAAGCUGGAUUUCAGUGAAUAUGAGAUAUUAGAUUGUCUUGAUGAAGAUAACAUUAUAGGUAGUGGCUCUUCUGGUAAAGUUUAUAAGGUUGUUCUCAACAAUGGCGAGGCGGUCGCCGUGAAGAAACUGUUCGGAGGGAUGAAGAAAGAAGGCGGCGGUGGGGGUGGCGGUGGCGACGUCGAGAAGGGUCAAGUUCAAGACAAUGGUUUCGAAGCCGAAAUCGAAACGUUGGGGAAGAUAAGGCAUAAGAACAUUGUGAAGUUAUGGUGUUGUUGCAUUACUAGAGAUUACAAGCUUUUGAUCUAUGAGUAUAUGGUUAAUGGAAGCUUGGGAGAUUUGCUUCAUAGUAGUAAAAAGGGAUUGUUGGAUUGGCCUACUAGGUUUAAGAUUGCUUUGGAUGCUGCUGAAGGGCUUUCUUAUCUUCAUCACGAUUGCGUCCCUCCGAUCGUACAUCGAGACGUUAAGUCUAACAAUAUCUUGUUGGAUGGUGAUUUCGGAGCUAGGUUGGCGGAUUUCGGUGUAGCUAAGGUCAUUGAUUCGACUCCGAUGGGACCGAAAUCCAUGUCGGUCAUCGCGGGGUCUUGCGGUUACAUUGCACCAGAGUACGCAUAUACACUCCGAGUGAACGAGAAGAGCGACAUAUACAGUUUCGGUGUAGUGAUCCUAGAGCUGAUAACGGGGAGGCUCCCGAUCGAUCCGGAGUUUGGGGAGAAGGAUUUAGUGAAAUGGGUAUGUUUCAAAUUAGACCAAGAAGGGAUUGAGCAAGUGAUGGACACCAAACUAGAGAGUUGUUUCAAGGAAGAGAUAUGCAGAGUGCUAAACAUAGGGCUGCUGUGCACCAGCCCUCUGCCCAUCAACCGCCCAUCAAUGAGGAAAGUGGUGAAAAUGCUGCAAGAAGUAGGCGCGGCGGACAACCAAAUGAAAGGCAGCAGCAACAACAAGGAUGGGAAAUUAACGCCAUAUUAUUACGAAGAAGAUGCUUCAGAUCAGGGAAGUGUAGCAGCAGCAGCAUCAUAGAAAGAACAUGAGUUGAAAUUCACUGUGGUUUGAAUGUAAAUGUGUUUGCUUUGCUGAAUCUGUGGGAAGAACAGCAUGAUUGUAGUGAAAAUGGUGUUUUUUUAAUUGGAAAAUUACAGUUUUACAGCACAAAAGUUUGGAUUUUUAUGAACUAUUUAUGAAGGAAGAGAGAUUCUGAAGAGAAUCUGUGGCAAUUAAUUUCCAUGUGACUGUUUUUU
This is a messenger RNA of Cucurbita pepo subsp. pepo (vegetable marrow), 3357 nucleotides long. RefSeq lists its product as uncharacterized. The record is from RefSeq and is a predicted model, not a curated record. Gene Ontology annotation, biological process: protein phosphorylation. Gene Ontology annotation, molecular function: protein kinase activity; ATP binding; receptor serine/threonine kinase binding. NCBI's taxonomy places the organism in Eukaryota, Viridiplantae, Streptophyta, Magnoliopsida, Cucurbitales, Cucurbitaceae.